Messenger RNA from Pistacia vera, 993 nucleotides. RefSeq names its product probable transcription factor At1g61730. The record is from RefSeq and is a predicted model, not a curated record. The transcript has a single exon. Gene Ontology annotation, biological process: regulation of DNA-templated transcription. NCBI's taxonomy places the organism in Eukaryota, Viridiplantae, Streptophyta, Magnoliopsida, Sapindales, Anacardiaceae. Gene Ontology annotation, cellular component: nucleus. The coding region runs from base 1 to 993 and encodes 330 amino acids.
AUGGCACCCAUUAAGUUAAACCGCAUGAAAGAACUACUAGCUGCUAAUGUAAACCGCGUGAAAGGACUACUAGCUGGUUGCUCCUCCGAAGAUGAAGAGAGUUCUUCUGAUGAAGUUACUUCCUCCGAUGAUGAACAAACUGGAGAACCCACAAAACCUUCUCCUCCUCAACAAACCCAGAAAACAACCCACUCUGUUGCUCCUGCCCCUCAAUCCAAUUUCUCUAGCUCCGAAGAAGAUUCCGAACCCAUGGAAGCCACCACUUCAAAACCAAGGUCGAAAGCUCCGGAAAAACGCCCCAGUGACACGGAAGAGUCUCUAAAGGACUCGAAACGGGCGAAGAAGAAGGAAAUGGGUGCGGAUCCGGAUGAGGAGGAUCAGAAGAAGCCGGGAGAUGAUACGAAGAAACUGCAGCCUUUUCAAAGGGUAUGGAGCGACGAGGAUGAAAUUGCUGUAUUGAAGGGGUUGAUUGACUUCACCACGAAAAAAGGGAUGGACCCGUAUCAGGAUACGAAUGCGUUUCAUCAUUUUAUCAAGAAAUCGUUUCACGUGGAAUUUACAAGAAUUCAAGUGAUGGAAAAGAUUAGGAGAUUAAAGAAGAAGUAUGAGAACAAUCUUGGGAAGAAAGGUGAAGAUAGUAGUUUUUCGAAACCCCAUGAACAAGAAGCUUAUGAUUUGUCUAAAAAGCUAUGGGGCAAUGGAAGUACUAGUGGUGUCCUUGAAUCUGUGGCAAAGUCUAACAGCAAAGCAACAAAGAAUCAAAACCAGAAAGGGAGCCUGCUUUUGUUUGAUAAAAGUGUUGGAAUGGCUGGUUUGGAGGAGUUUGUAAUGAACCAGGGUUUAGAUAUGAUUGGAGGAGCCAAGAAAAUGGAAUUGGAGGAAAGGUGGAAGAAGUUGCAGAUUGCUCGGUUGCAGUUGUUUGUGGAACAGGCUGAUCUGAUUAAGGAGCAGACUGAGUUGGUUUUGGAGGCCAUGAAAUCAUCCGGCCGCUAG